Lizanozyma spartinae is the source of this 2427-nucleotide messenger RNA. RefSeq names its product putative zinc metalloprotease (gene VPS70). The transcript has a single exon. Bases 1 to 2427 code for a protein of 808 amino acids. NCBI's taxonomy places the organism in Eukaryota, Fungi, Ascomycota, Pichiomycetes, Serinales, Debaryomycetaceae. Gene Ontology annotation, molecular function: carboxypeptidase activity. The record is from RefSeq and is a predicted model, not a curated record.
AUGCUAAGGUUGGAAGACUCGGAGAAGACUUCAGGUCUCCACAAAACUGCUACUACUACUAAAGCAAUAAGGUAUUGGAAAUGGGGGUUUAUUGGAGCCACAGCUAUUUUUCUCUGGCUGCAGUUUAGUUGUAGUAGUUAUUAUGGUGAUGUCAACUCUACAGAAGUCGAUUACGCUAAGCUUUUUUUGGAUGCGUUGGACAUCAAUUUGGCUCUGGUCUGGUCAGAAUAUUACACAUCAGAAACCCAUUUAGCAGGAACAAACUAUGGUUUUGUUGAAUGGACAAAGAAUAAGUUUGAAGAGUAUGGUCUUAAAGCGGAGAUUGAUACUUAUGAAAUGUUGAUGAGUUAUCCCGAGGAUCAUUCCUUAAAGCUUUCCAAUUCAAAGGAUGGACUGGUUUAUGAACAUUCGUUAAAGGAGGAUGCAUUGAAGAAAGACCCAACUUCCCAAGGUGAUGAUUUGAUCCCUACUUUCUUGGGCUAUGCUGCCAAUGGGAAUGUCACAGCUCAAUACGUGUAUGCCAAUUAUGGGACCAGAGAAGACUUUGCUCAUUUGCAUAAAGAGGGCGUUGACAUAAAGGGUAAGAUUGUGAUUGUCAGAUACGGUAAGAUCUUCCGGGGAUUGAAAGUAAAGUUUGCUCAAGAUAGUGGUGCAAUUGGAGUUCUUAUCUAUACUGAUCCUGGUGAUGAUUUUGGUAUAACCCCUAAGAAUGGCUACAAACAGUAUCCUAAUGGGCCUGCAAGGCAGGAAAGUUCUGUUCAAAGAGGUAGUGUUCAAUUCUUAGGGGGUGAGAAUCUGGCUCCUGGAGAUCCAACCACCCCUGGAUACCCUUCCAAACCUGGUGUACCAAGAAAGAACCCUUACACUUCGAUUGGACAGAUUCCUGUAUUGCCUAUUUCGUAUCGGGAAGUGAAACCUAUUUUGGAAGGAUUGAAUGGUCAUGGUAAGAAACCAAAUAAAAACGAUUGGGUUGGAGAAUUGGAUGGUGUGAAAUAUUUCACUGGACCAAAUGAAGAUUUAACUUUAAAUCUAUACAAUAAGCAAACUUAUAAUAUCACUGAAUUAUGGAAUGUUUAUGGUGAGAUUAAAGGUGAAUUAGACAAUGAAGUGAUUAUCAUUGGUAACCAUAGAGAUGCUUGGAUUAAAGGAGGAGCUGGUGAUCCUAAUAGUGGAUCAGCUGUAUUAAUUGAAUUGGCCAGAGCCUUUGGUCAAAUGAAGGCUUUAGGGUAUAAGUUUAAGAGAACAAUUAUCUUACAAAGUUUCGAUGGAGAGGAAUAUGGACUUUUGGGUUCAACAGAACAAGGAGAAUACUUUGCCAAUAAAUACAAGAGAAAGGUUAUUGCUUAUUAUAAUGUUGAUGUUGCAGUUGCUGGCAAGAAUUUGAAGUUAGGUGCCUCUCCAACUUUAUACAAAGUUUUGAAAGACACUGCUAAGUUGUUCCAAUAUCCGGGUAGUAAUUAUACUCUUUAUGAUCAUUUUGUUGACAAGAGCAAUGGAUAUAUUUCCAAUUUGGGAUCUGGAUCCGAUUACACUGUUUAUUUGGAUCAUUUAGGGAUUUCUUCCGCUGAUAUUGGAUUUGUUCCAGGUAAAGAUGAUCCAAUUUAUCAUUAUCAUUCUAAUUAUGAUUCCUUUUAUUGGAUGAAGACAUUUGCUGAUCCUGAUUUCAUUUUCCAUAAUUUGGCAGCCAAGUUUCUUGGUUUGGUUGCCUUAAAGACAUCUGAAGAAGCCGUGCUCCCCCUUACAGUUACAGAUUAUGCUACGACAUUAUCUGGUUAUUUUACUAAGGCAAUCCUGAAUGUACCUGAUUCUUGGUUGGAUAGAAUUGUCACCAAGAGUAAGGCAUGGAAGUCCUUUGUUACACAUGAUGAGGAAGAUUUAAAGUUCUUAUCCGAAGCAGCCUCAAAUAAUUACCAACCAAAGAAUGAUUACCCAUUCCCGGAACUUGUCAAGGGGAAGACUCGGAUGUGUCCACAUUCCCAUUCCGGCUACAGUUUGACCAACAAAGACUCUGUGAAUUUGACGUUCAAAGACUUGAUUGAGAAGACAAAGAAGGAAUUGAAAUUAAUGGCUGAUAGAACAGAUAUUUUUGAUACAAAGAGUAAAGAGUUACAAGCGAAAUGGGAAAACAGACAAUCAAUUGGAUGGUGGGAGAAGGUCCGUUUGAUUUACGCCAUUCUGUUUCAUAAUCGAAACCUAAAGUACUUUGAACGGAGUUUCUUGUUUCAUAAGGGACUUGAUUCAAGACCAUGGUACAAACAUAUUGUUUUUGCACCAGGUAGAUACACAGGCUAUGCAGGGCAAACGUUACCCGGAUUAGUUGAGGCUAUUGAAGAUGAGGAUUUCGAUAAGGCUGUCUAUUGGCUCGGAAUUAUCACCAAAGCAUUCAAGAGAGCAUCUGAGGGACUUGAUCGGAGAAUUACCAUUUAA